AUGACUGAGAUAGUCUACCCUGCCGUGUUUGAACACGUAAAGCAUAUCACACAAAAGCAAAAGGAACAUUUUGACACGAGUCACAAAAUGAUAGAUCUGGUUCCAGGAACUAUAGUUAUGAUUUUGGUGACAGAAAAACAGAAUAAAUUAGAUCCAAAGUAUAAGGGAUUUUAUACUGUUGUUCGAAAGACUGCUGCCAAUACUUAUGUAUUGAAAAAUGAAAAGGGAUUUUUAAAACCAAAGAAUUACCCCCCUUCUUUAUUAAAAAAAGUGUCGAAUAAGAUAUUAGAGCAAAAGAAUGAUUUUUUUGAAGUCGAAGCAAUUAUUGGUCAUAAGAAAGAUGAUAUGAACAAUUAUUUGUAUAGAUGCAAAUGGUUGGACUAUGAUGAGUCUCAUGAUACCUGGGAGCCAGAGGAUUACUUUACUGUUCCUAAAUUCAUUAAGGAAUACUGGCAAAGAAUUGGGGAAGCACCAGAAAGUAUCAAAGACAUCAACAAAGCUAAUAAAAGAUUAUUGAAGGAUAUGAAAGUUGUAAAUUCCAUAUCCAAAGAAAAGUCAGAUAUAAAAAGAAAGAGCUAUACAAUGACAGCUUUGCAAAAGAAGAAACACAGUAAGAUCUAA
This is a messenger RNA of Phycomyces blakesleeanus NRRL 1555(-), 621 nucleotides long. RefSeq lists its product as hypothetical. Bases 1 to 621 code for a protein of 206 amino acids. Lineage: Eukaryota; Fungi; Mucoromycota; Mucoromycetes; Mucorales; Phycomycetaceae. Gene Ontology annotation, cellular component: pericentric heterochromatin. Gene Ontology annotation, biological process: chromatin organization; negative regulation of transcription by RNA polymerase II. Gene Ontology annotation, molecular function: chromatin binding. The record is from RefSeq and is a predicted model, not a curated record. The transcript has a single exon.